Messenger RNA from Papaver somniferum (opium poppy), 2059 nucleotides. RefSeq names its product probable inositol transporter 2. Gene Ontology annotation, cellular component: membrane. Lineage: Eukaryota; Viridiplantae; Streptophyta; Magnoliopsida; Ranunculales; Papaveraceae. Gene Ontology annotation, molecular function: myo-inositol:proton symporter activity. The coding region runs from base 128 to 1885 and encodes 585 amino acids. The transcript is spliced from 6 exons. Gene Ontology annotation, biological process: transmembrane transport. The record is from RefSeq and is a predicted model, not a curated record.
UCUUAAUUAUCUCAGCAAUUUUUAGGUGAUUUAUUCUAGGUUAGAAUUUUAACUGUUGGUUUUGUUUUGAGAAAGCGAAUAUUAGCUGCAGUGCUGCACCCCUAACGUUGAGAUAGUGGCUGGCAUCAUGCACAGAGGUUCAACAGAAAUUGUUGAGACAGAUCGCCCGAAAUGCAAAGAGGAGACUGUACCACCUGAUGAUGUAGUUGAUCAUCCUCUCGACCGGUAUCGCAUAUAUAAUAUUGUGACUGGAUCACUUAUAUUUGGUUAUUACUAUGGAUUUAUCCUCUCGAGAUUUUAUAUCCAAGAUGAUAUCCAGUCGAUUAAACAGGAAAUCAUACGGACAGGUGUACUAGGGGCAGUGAUUGGUUCGGCAAUUGGGGGUUGGAUAAAUGACUUUCUAGGUCGAAAAUUUGCAAUCUUAUUUGCCAAUGCAUUGAUAUUCGUCAGUGGAGUUCUACUGUCUAUUGGUGAUUGUUCCUCUGAUUGUUGGUUGGCAACUGUUUGGAAGACAUAUAUAGGUUUGGGGGUCGGAAUGGCAUCAAUAACCUCACCUAUAUACAUAUUAGAAGUUUCUUCAACUCAUCUUCAAGAACACCUUCAUACUCGAAAUUGUAUGCUUUUUGCUGUUGGAAAAUUCAUCUUCUUUUGUGCUGAUACCAAAGUUACUUCUUACAUUCAGGAGCUAGAGAAGACUUCGGAUUAUAUGAUCGCAGUAGUAGGGUUUCCAGCUCUACUUCAAUUUGUGAUAAUGUUGUCGCUCCCUGAUUCACCUAUUUGGCUAUAUAAAAGAAACCGGAAAGAGGCCGCAAUUAAAGAAGCUUUGAGGAAAAUUUACAGUUCUGAUGAAGUUGUUGAGAAAGAGCUUGGUGCAUUAAGUAUGUCAAUUAAGAAUGAAACAGAUUGUCAAGAUGAAAAAGACUCUUCUGUUAGGAGUAUCUUGCUUAGGAUAAGGACAACAUGGGCUAAUCCUUUAGAACGCACAAAGAUUGUUGUUAGCAUUGGUGUGCAAGUCGCGGAACAGUUAAUGAGUGAAAACAUGAUAAUGUAUGUUCUUCCCUGUAUCAUGAGGAUGGGUGGCAUCUUUGUAUCACCGAACCCUAAAUGGGACAUCUGGUACAUGAAGUUUUCUUUAUUAACGUGGUGUGGUCUAUAUGGUAUUCAUGGUUCAGGUCUUCCUUACUUUACUAUGAAACUUCGGAGGAGGAAAACUUUGCUUGUCAAAUCAUACCGUAUGAUGGUGGGUCUUUUUGUGUUAAGCGUCAUCUUUAUAAUAUCACCAGAUAAUACUGAAGGAGUGAGUAAAUUGGAGACUGUCACCCAUUUUGGUGAUAGUGCAUGUUCGAGUUAUAUUUCAGCUCCAGAUGCAGAUACAUGGAACUGUGCGACAUGCCUUCGAGCAGGAUGUGGGUUUUGCGCUGGUAUUGAUGACAAACUCAUGCGUGCACCUGGCGGUGCCUGCUUGACGAUAGAACCUAAUGGGACAUCAGCAUCCUGUUUGGCUGAACAUCGGAUUUGGUUCACACAAGAUUCCGUCACAAGGCAAUGCGGAAUAAGUCUUCCUGGAGCAGCAUCUAUUGAAUUUUUACUAGUCUGUGUUGUUCCCUAUACAUUUGCGUUGGAAUCACAUAUGUGUUCAAGGAUGUACAAGGCAGAAGUUAGAGGCAAACUUGUCGGGACGGUUGCAGCGACUAACUGGAUCUUCUUCCUUGCGGUCAUUGUAUCAUCUUAUAUAAUAAAUAAAGUUGUAGGGUUUCCCUUCUCAAUGCUACUCAUCAGUUUGAUUUCUUUCUCUGUUACUCGGUUGAUCAAAUGGUCUUAUUUGUCGGUACCUGAGAUGAAAGGUUCCUUCCAGUCGGAAGAUAGUCAGUCAAAAGUCAGUUGAAGAGAUACUCUUGGUACAAAUAUUGUCACCUUUUAUGUUUCCUUAGGUUUAAUAACUAGCUAGAAGAUUUAAGUUAGGGUAGUUUGUCUUUCCGUCGUUUAUGUUUCCUUCCUUGGGUUUUCCUUCCAAGACUCACUGUUCUAGCAUUGCCGGUGUCAUGCGACCAAAUUGUGU